Acanthochromis polyacanthus (spiny chromis) is the source of this 5898-nucleotide messenger RNA. Its product is annotated as sodium- and chloride-dependent GABA transporter 2-like. The record is from RefSeq and is a predicted model, not a curated record. Gene Ontology annotation, cellular component: membrane. NCBI's taxonomy places the organism in Eukaryota, Metazoa, Chordata, Actinopteri, Pomacentridae. The transcript is spliced from 10 exons. Bases 2223 to 3284 code for a protein of 353 amino acids. Gene Ontology annotation, biological process: sodium ion transmembrane transport.
GCACCUCUCAGCCACACACACACACACACACACACACACACACACACACACACACACACACACACACACACACACAACGACCAACAAUUACUGACUACAUCCUGUAUUUUAAGCUUGUAUACAUUUAAUUAUACAAGUUUAUCUUAAUGUAAUGCUAAAGAAAAUAUUUGCAUUAUUUCAUUGAAAUUUGAAUCAAAUAUGAUGUCUUAUUUAAGCAAUUCCCCUGUAUCUACUUACCAUGUAGUACUGACCUUAAGAUGUGUCUACAGACCAUGCAUGUUUAACAAUACUUUGAUAUAUUUCAGAUGAAUGUGUGGUAAUAAACAACUAUAAUGCCACAGCUAACUGGACCUCACCUGUGAAUGCCACAUCGUCUGUUAUAGAGUUUUGGCAGUAAGUUUUUAUAUAAAUAAGACAGGCUUUAAUGCUGAUUAACUAUGCUUAAAUUAACAGCGAUGUCAGUGAAGCAGGCUCAUUCUGUCCUGAAAAGCUGUCUAAUUUGAGAAAAAUAUGACAAAAUGCCUGAGUGGGUGUGAGAUGGUUGUGUAACAUAACUGCUAGUGACACAUAAAACCUAUAUGUGUCUGAACAGCCGUAUGAUUGAGGUUUAAAACAGGUUCUUUAUUAUCAGUGGAUAAUAUAAAUAAAAUUGGAUAAUCCACACUAUGUAAAAGGGGUGAAUCAAACAUGCAUUUUGCACAAAGAUAAAUAACAAUGAGGAAUAAUGUAGUCUGAAAUCUACAGUCUUUUAGUGUGGAUGGGAAAUGAGGCUAUUUUUAGAAUUAAGUCAUGUUUCUGCUCAGACAUGUGAAGGUGUUAUGUAGCACUGGCAGUAACACCCUAAAUGACACUUGCGCAGCCAUACUGGUGUUCUGUCUUGCUUUUCCAGAUUGGACCACGUCUCAGGAACUAUUGGAUGUGUACAAAGAGUGUGUGACUCACUGUUAAAUUGGUUCCUCAUGUCAGGUCAAGACAGCUUCCAUAUUUACCUGUUUAUAUAAUGUGUUGUUUUUGGUUAACUUACGUAAUUUACGGCCACUGGAUGUCUGAAACAACACUCCAACUGUUCUGAAAAGUCACAUUUUUACCAAUUCAAUUUUUUUUAGAGUUUCAACAUCAUCUGAUUUGAACGAUUAUUUCAAUUUCAUCUACUGGAAAAGAGUCUUUAAAACCUCAGACCACAGCUUCUUCAUUCACUGUCAACACCAUGAAAAUCUGCUAAGGAUUUGAGAUAUUUAAAUCUCUUUAAAUAUUGGGGAGUUCAGUGCUCUCAUAAUGCAAUGAUUUUAACUGAGUGUAAAUGCCAGCAUCCAGGUUACAUCUACAUCUGCAAAACUAAUAUUAAAGAAACCGCAUGUCAGUAUUUCAUUUACGAUUAAUAAAUCCACAUUUCCGAGAGCUAUAUUGUCAAAGCGCAGUGUUUCUUAACCCUCAGGAAAGCAGCUCUGCAAUCGUUUAACCACCGGGAUUUUAUAGGAUGUAAGUGCCACAAUUCAUACACAUUUCUUGUAUGAGUGCUGAAAAACUUUACUCACAGGUCACUUUACAAUUAAAGCCCCUCGCACGCUCAGAAACAGACGCUUUGAUUCAUUUUGACCUCUUGUCAGGACUAUGUGAGCAUCUUUGAGUGAUAUGUUUUUUGAGGGACAGUUUCCACACAUAACACAGCUCAGAAUACCCUGAGGAAGAUCUAAUCACCCAGACUAAUGAAAGACACCUGUGUACUGGAGCUGUGAAGGGCCCUUAAUUGCACAUUCAGGCAUGUAUCAUUCUGAUUACAGUGCCGAGCUUCAGGAUCAAAAGACCUUUCAUGAUGGACCUCUUAACUUGUCAAUCAGAUAUGUAUCUAAAAACACAUAUAACAGCUGCAUUCCUUUUAGGUGUAUCAGUGCCAAGGUGCUCUACUUCGUAGCGUGCACGUCGAAGAUUCACUUGUUGCUCGUUUUUAUAACUCUCCCCCCACUCUUUGAAUGUAUUCUCCAUUAUAAUCUUAGUUAUUAACUUCAAUAUAAAUUAGUUGUAGUAAUUUAAGCCUGAACAUGUGCAUUGCUUUGAGUGAUUGUAAGAUAAGAUAUCAUCUUACAGACGACGGGUGUUACAUAUAUCCAGCGGCAUCGAGACUUUGGGAAAGGUACAGUGGGACCUUUCUUUGUGCCUUCUCCUGUCCUGGGUCAUCUGCUACUUUUGUGUGUGGAAGGGAGUGAGAUCGACAGGAAAGAGGGAUGACCCUUCCUGGAGCUUUCCAUGGCAUCAAAUACUACCUGUACCCCAAUCCUGCUCGGCUCGCUGACCCGCAGGUGUGGAUGGAUGCUGGAACACAAAUAUUUUACUCCUACGCAAUAUGUUUGGGAUGCCUGACCACACUUGGGAGCUACAACAAGUACAACAACAAUUGCUACAAGGACUCGUUCUAUCUUUGCUUGUUGAACAGCGGGACCAGCUUUAUAUCUGGCUUUGCCAUUUUCUCAGUUCUGGGCUACAUGUCCGAGAAGAUGGGCGUUGACAUCACUACUGUUGCUGAGAGCGGUCCUGGUCUUGUCUUCAUUGUCUACCCACAAGCUGUGACCCUGCUGCCAUGGCCUCAAGUUUGGUCCGUGUGCUUCUUCGUCAUGAUCAUCUUGUUAGGAAUAGACGGUCAGUUUGCUGGUCUUGAAAGCAUCAUGACCUCUUUUGCAGAUGUCUUCCCUUCCCAUAUCCGAAAGGGAUACCGCAGAGAGCUUUGUCUGCUGCUGCUGUGUGCUCUUUGCUACAUGUUUGGUCUGUUGUUAGUGUCAGAGGCUGGCGCAUACAUUCUGCAGAUCUUUGAUCAUUAUGUGUGCAGCGGUCCAACUCUUCUUCUGAUGGCAAUCUUUCAGUCAGUUAUAAUUGGAUGGAUUUAUGGUGCUGAACGCUUCUGUGACAACAUUGAGGACAUGAUCGGCUACAAACCUCUAUCACUGAUCAAGUACUGCUGGCUGUAUGGCACCCCUCUGAUCUGCAGUGGAACGCUUGUGUUUUUGCUCCUGAGAUACACCCCGCUGAGGUUCAACAACUCCUAUGAGUAUCCUUGGUGGGCUUACUGCAUCGGCUGGUUUCUGGCCAUGUCGUCUCUUGUUUUGAUCCCAAUCACCAUGAUCUGCAAACUGGUCAAAGGAGAGGGGUCUCUGUUGCAGCGUUUCAAGGCCAGCUCCCAGCCUGCAGGCGACCUCCCAGUGAUGGCUAAGGAGAUGUCGAGCGUCAAUGUAUCGCUGAAUGCUCGUCAUGGUGGGAAGCACAGCCACAGCAAAUCAAACGGCAAUCUUUAAAGACAACUUUCCGAUUAUUACAAUGUUAAAACUAUAUAGAGCAGGUAGUUUCCCGUUAAUAUGGUGGGGUGCAUUCAUUUACUGAUACUGGUUUUAAGGUAAGAAGAAAUACUUUUUUUUAUCAUUAAAUUAUAUUCAGCAUUGUUACAGAGGCUGAAUGUAAAGAUACUACACUGAGUUGGAAGCUGUUUUCUAUAAACUGAAUAUUAAAUAACAGAAAAGGUUAAAGGUAGCAGUGGUGUUUCUGCAUAUUUUAGCUCACUCAGUGCAAAAAGCUUCACAUUAUUACUGUCUAUAGCAGGCCAUUUUGUCUGCUGCAGGUUCAGCUUGUUGACGUUUUCAGUUCACAUCGCACGUGAAUACAUGUGCAGAUUAGUUUGAAAUGUAAAAAGAAAACUACUUAAGAAGAGAUUAACACUCAAAGACUAAUCUACUUCAUCAGGAAUGUGUGGAUCAGGUUGGAGCAGAUUUUACUGACAGUGGUCACCGUGGCAACGUGAGCAAAACGACUUAUCAGAUUCAGAUUAUGGCUGAGAAAAUGAGAAAAAUAACAGCUCUCUCACAUGGCUGCGAUAAAUGUGUGGCUGGAUCCAGUGUAGCUGAGCACAAAGACUGUAGAUGGGGAAACAGCGGGCCUAGUUCUGGAUCAAAGGUGCAUUUCAUUACCUUGGAGCGGAGCUGUAGACGGUUGCCCCCGUUUUCCCCUUGUUCUUUCCAUUGUUCUCCUCAGCCUCCCAUUUUUCUAAACUGCCUGAGCAGUGACACACCAGGUUAUCCAUGCAAAUUCAUCAGUGAAAAUCUUCCAAGCUUCCAACAUUGUCAGUAUUAUCUGCUUUCAGUUUUCUCAGAGACAUAUCAAUCCAUGCUGAUUUUCUUACUCUUCUGAUGUGAAUUUAAACUGUAAUCUAUCAAAAGAAAGCAACAUUUUCUACAUUAUAAAGAUUUAUAUUUAUAUAUAUAUAUAUAUAUAUAUAUAUAUAUAUGUAUGUAUUAAGACUGGUUAGUAAGAGAUAUUGCCUUUACUUGUCUAAAGAUUUUAUACAUUCAGAACAUUUUUAUCCUAAUUUAUGUGUUUUAAACAUAUAAUAAGUCAAAUAAACCCACCUCCUUAUUGCUGUCAAAAAAGUGUUAAGACAUUUACUGCUUGAAUUUAUUCAAGCAACAAUACAAGGUCUCAGACCAGUAAGACAUUUAUAUUAAAUUAACUUGAUCCAAUAAGCUUGACUUUUUUUUUUUUUUUUAAAUAAACAUGAAUAAGAACUGGAGAUCUAAAUGUGUUUUCAGAAUUAUGUCCCCCUAGUUCCACAUUCCUUAACUCAGGGGUGUCAAACUCAGUUCCUGGAGGGCCACUAUCCUGCAUGUUUUAGAUGCUUCCCUGCUCCAACACACCUGAUUCAAAUGAUCAGCUUAUCAUCAAGCUCUGCAGAAGCCUAAUAACAAGCCUGAUCAUUUGAAUCAGGUGUGUUGGAAGAGGGAAACAUCUAAAACAUGCAGGACAGUGGCCCUCCAGGAACUGAUCUUGACACCCCUGCCUUAACUGAUUCAGGAUCAGUGGUCACGGUGGUGGUCUUGCAGUGGUCUACAGAAAAGAUUAUAUUAUAUAACCUGACAAGCCUUAUGUUUUUGUCAUGCCAUGUAUGAUGACAAUAAAGCCAUUCUAAUUCUAGUUCUAGUUCUAAUUUGAACUGUACCCUCCUCUCAGUGGACAAACCUUCCAGCUUUGAGAUAUUGACAUUUAAAAUCAACUCUCACAUCCCCGUGUGCUGCAUUGUUAUUCAUCACCCACCAAAACACAGUAAUAAUGUUUUUUAGGGGCACCCAGGUAGCUCAACUGGUUGAUGCAGCAGCCUGGGUUCAAUUCCAACUCAUGGCCCUUUGCUGCAGGUCUCCACGCAAUUCUUCUCUCCCUACUUUCCUGUUUGUCUCUAUACUAACCUGUCCAAUAAAACCAACAAAAGGCCAAAAAUGAUCAUUAAAAAAGUUUUUUUCUAAACAGAUUCCUCCUAUUUUAUUUCCUUUACUAUUCUUAGUUUUGAUCACAAUUUAUUGGUUGGUGAUUUUAAUAAUUCAUGCUGAUGACCCAGAACACCGUUUGACGUCAGAGUUUUUAACUACGUGUGACUCUUUUAAUCUAAAACAACAUGUGCAAUCUCCCACACAUGACCAAGGCUGCACUAUUGACCGAGUUUUUACCCCUGGGUUUAGAUAUUAAUUCUAUGUCCUGAAGACAUUUCAUUCCUGAUCAAAAAAUGAUUUUAUUUGAUUUUAAUCGGCUUCCAAUUUUGCAGCUACCUUCUGUACUGAUGAUUUCAGUCAAUGUGAGGGUGUAAACAACACAUUAACCUUUUAAAUAAUAUGUGUUACAAAUCUUAUGACCUUAUAUCACCGAUUACAGCUAGACAACAUUGUUCCUCCAACCCAAGGCCAUAGUAUAAUGAAAGUAUUUGAAAGCUAUAAAGAGAUGCCAAAGAGCUGAGUGACAAUGGAAAAAGAUGAAACUUCUCACCCACCUGCUGCAUAUGAGGAAAUUGGCAAAUUCUUUUAAUUCACUAUUAAAGAGUGAGAGGCUCUUCUACUUUUCUAAUAUGAUUGCAUCAAAAAAAAAAAAACAUAA